AUGUUCCUUCAACGCGGCUCAAGGCAGUUGCUUCGGCAGCUACCAAAGGGCGUUGUCGCCAUCCCAACCACACCCACGGCAACAACUACGGUGAGCGCCAGGUCGCGGCAACCACCAACACAGCAACGCCAACAACAGAGGCAUUGUCGCACGACGAGGGGCUUUCACUCCACCAGGAGACUCCUAGAUGUUAAACCAGUUCUGUUGGCCGACAUUGGCGAAGGCAUAGUCGAGUGCGAAAUCAUUCAAUGGUUCGUCGAGCCCAGUGCGCGCGUGGAGGAGUUCUCGCCUCUCUGCGAGGUGCAGAGCGACAAGGCAUCGGUGGAAAUUUCGAGCCGCUUCAGCGGUGUGGUCAAGAAGCUUUACUACGAUGCCGGCGAAAUGGCCAAGGUCGGCAAGCCCUUUGUCGACAUUGACAUAACGGGAGACCCGGACGCCGAGCCUCAAAAUAUCUCGGCGGGCGAUCCGACUCCCGCCAAGCCUGCGGAGGAAAAGACUGCGCAAAAUGUUGUCGACACGGCGCCCGAUAUGAUUGGCACUCCGGCUUCCGUCGGGGGCGGCGGCGGGGCUGUGGAGAGGAAAAGGGGCAAGUGUGCUGCGCUUGCGACGCCGGCCGUCAGGCAUCUCAGUAAGGAGUUGAAAGUUGACAUAAACGACAUCGACGGCACGGGAAGGGAUGGACGUGUGCUCAAGGAAGAUAUAUACAAAUUUGUCCAGGCAAAACAGUCAGGCAGUGGCGCUGCAACCACAACCCCUGCAGCGCCAGCAUCACAGGCGGCGAGCAAAGUGCCGCCGACACCGGCACCUCUACCUUCACAGCCCGGUACGCCGCAGACCGAGGAGGUCAUGCAGCUGUCCCACACCCAGCAGAUGAUGUUUAAGACCAUGACGCGCUCGCUCACCAUUCCACAUUUUCUAUACGCCGACGAAAUCGACUUCACCAGCCUCGUUGAGCUCCGCACUCGGCUUAACAGGGUCCUCGCCGCAGGUGGCACCGGCGGACCCGGCACUGCCGAGAUUUCGAAACUCUCUUAUCUCCCAUUCAUCAUCAAAGCCGUGUCCCUCGCGCUUUACCAAUACCCCAUUCUUAACGCGCGUGUCGACAUCCCCUCGGACGGCGGCAAGCCCUCUCUAGCGAUGCGCAAGCAGCACAAUAUCGGCGUGGCCAUGGACACACCCUCGGGCCUGCUGGUUCCCGUGGUCAAGAACGUCAAUGAGCGCAACGUCCUCUCCAUCGCGGCUGAGCUUGUUCGUCUGCAGUCUCUUGCAACGUCUGGCAAGCUUAGCCCAGCCGACAUGUCGGGAGGCACCAUGACGGUGUCCAACAUUGGCAGUAUCGGCGGCACCUACCUCAGUCCCGUCGUUGUCGAACGCGAGUUGGCCAUUUUGGGCGUCGGCCGCAUGCGCACCGUGCCGGCUUUUGGCGAGAACGACAAGGUGGUCAAGAAGCACGUCUGCAACUUUAGCUGGUGCGCAGACCACCGCGUGGUUGAUGGUGCCACCUUGGCCCGGGCGGCCAACAUGGUGAGGCAGGUUGUGGAGGAGCCGGACGUGAUGGUCAUGCAUUUGAGAUGA
Pyricularia pennisetigena is the source of this 1575-nucleotide messenger RNA. RefSeq lists its product as uncharacterized. The coding region runs from base 1 to 1575 and encodes 524 amino acids. The record is from RefSeq and is a predicted model, not a curated record. Gene Ontology annotation, cellular component: cytoplasm; mitochondrion. Gene Ontology annotation, molecular function: acetyltransferase activity; lipoic acid binding. NCBI's taxonomy places the organism in Eukaryota, Fungi, Ascomycota, Sordariomycetes, Magnaporthales, Pyriculariaceae. The transcript has 2 exons.